AACGCCAAAAGCUCGGGCCGCAGUCAGGCGGGAAAAAGACACAAUGAAAACCUGUGUGAUUUUAUUGUCUACCUUUCUCUUCGGAUCUUGUGCGGCUACGAGCUACUCGCCGGAAGAUCAAAAAUGCCUCACAAGCACGCUCAUAUUGCCAGAAGGGUACUGCUAUCAAUCGUUUUGGCAGUAUAAUCCCUUUUAUAAGCAGUGUGUAUCAACUUGCAACCCGUGGGCCCCUUUUCGUACUAAACAGGAAUGUGACGGAUCCUGCCGCUCCAAGGAAGUGUGCAAAAUGGUCAGCCCUAUUUCUCAAUGCACGUUUGGUUCUUAUCCCGUGUACUAUUACAACCCAAAAACUAAGAAGUGUCACGAAAAAUUGGACUGCUCGUACUAUGGAAACAACUUUCCCACAAUGCGUGAGUGCAAAGAGACAUGCAUGAAAUAUCAGCCGACGGGACCGAACGUCAACCCAUGCACUGUGUUGCCCAGCGAAGGAUACUACUGCAGGAAAAAAUACGGCUCAUUCCGCUUCUUGUACGAUUCCAACACCAAAACGUGCCAGCUCUUUUGGUAUAGAGGCUGCGGAGGAACCGAGAACAACUUCCCCACUUAUUAUGCCUGCCUUGACCGCUGUACGAAACAGUACCUCGCCGAAAAUGCGGGCAAGUUCUAGAAAAAGGAACACAGAAGUAAGAGGCAAGACAAACAUGAAGCCAGUUUAAUAAUCGAGUUAUAAAUCCUAAGAGCGGCAUAUCAGGCGCAACAACCACAUGCGGAACAGUGGUGGUGAAAUCUUCCGCUAUCCUCCAAGCCGAAAGCUAGGGGGAUUCACACACUAGAAUAAACAAAAAAUUGCCUCUGAAA
Molecule: messenger RNA, 858 nt
Organism: Dermacentor andersoni
Lineage: Eukaryota; Metazoa; Arthropoda; Arachnida; Ixodida; Ixodidae
Product: carboxypeptidase inhibitor SmCI
Molecular function (GO): serine-type endopeptidase inhibitor activity
Source: RefSeq, a predicted model, not a curated record